GCAGUCUCCAUUCUACACACUACAUUUCCCAGUGGCUCUGAAGCAACCCCGAGAUCUGGAUUUCUAGUCCCUCUAACUCCAGUGGCAGGAGUGGAAUGAGAACGCGGCCAGAGUGGAAUGGAGCCUUUGAUGAUAUUGGCUGCCCUUUUGAGGCACCGCCUCUUCACUCAGUUUCUAUCCAUCAAGCACAGCAAAACAAGGUGAAAGGUUCAGUUGGGAGAAGUGCAAUGCUCCCAUGUUAUUCUCAUUUCCUCGAAGAAUAUGACACCAGCUUCAGAUGGCUUAAGAAUAAUUCGUCAUUAAUGGCAGGAAUCAUUGGUAAAUCUAAAAUCAGUGUUCUGGAUGAAUCUUUUCGAAAUAGGAUUCAAAUGCCAGCAAAUUCUUCAACUGGGAAUCUCUCACUCAUGAUCACCCAUCUGAGGGUAGAAGAUCUUGGGAUGUACCAAUGUGAAGCCAGUAGCAAGAACCAAAGCAUCAGAUAUGAAGAGAUUUUUCUUUAUGUUACUGAAGAUGGCGUCUCAAAGCCCAUCAUUAGGCUUCUUCCAGGUCAAAACGUUACCGAACAAAGUACAGUCACACUGAAAUGUGCAGUCACCAGUGGUUCUUUACCUAUCACAUAUAUGUGGUACAGAAAGACCAGCAAAACAGAAAAAGCCAAGAAAAUAAACCAUUAUCUACAAACAUUGGUGCUCAAUCCCAGCAGGAAAGAAGAUAAUGGCCUAUUCUUCUGUAAAGUCAGCAACAAAUUCAGUACAGAGAAGAGCGGUCUGAUGGAGAUUCCACUUUCUGCUUCUGGCAUACCUUCAAUGGAAACCACUCUCACUGUUCCAAAUGGCCGCAGUGCAUCCAGGAUCCCAUGGGUGAUGAUCAGCAUCAGUUCAGCUUUGGUGUUAUUCAUUGUUGGUGUCAUUUUGACAGCUAUAUGGAUGGUUAAGAAAAGGUUGAAAGGAAGGAAACAUCCACGUUCAAUUCAGCUUCAGAGAUUUCAUAAAGAUGUCGCUGUGCAAACCAAAGAAGAGGAUCUGGAACAUGGAAAUUACUGGAGCAAAAAUAUUGAUGCCACCUAUGCCACCAUUGAUCAUACUAGGCGACUACCUAAACCACCAGCCAAUCCAAGAAACACAUCCAUGCAGUUUACAGAAACUCCCUCAAUGAGACAUCAACCAUAUACAAAUUUCCAUGUGACAUAUUGAAUAUGAGUGAACAUAAUUUGUGAAGUGCAAGAAACAUCUAAAACAUCCUGGGAAGUGGAACUGUUCAGUCAUUUUACUGUUACAUUGUUAAUAAUGACUAAAUACAAAAGCAUCCAGUAUGAAACAAUUCAAGUUGUGUUGAAUAAUUUCAGGAAAAAAUAUUGACAUGAUCUAAAGGCCAAGUAAAACACUAUAUUAAAACAAAGAAUAUUAAUCUAAAUCCCAUGACAUCACAAUAUAGGGCGACACAGUGGUAGAGUUGAUGCCUUACAGCGUCAGAGACCCAGGUUCGACCCUGACUAUGGAUGCUGUCUGUACGGAGUUUGCACGUUUUCCCUGUGACUGGGUGGGUUUUCUCAGGAUGCUACGGUUUCCUCCCACACUCCAAAGAUGUACGCUUGUAGAUUCAUUGGCUUUGGUAAAAUUGUAAUAAUUGUCCAUAGUGUGUAGGAUAGUGUUAGUGUAUGGGGUGAUCGAAGGUCAGUACAGACUUGAUGGGCCAAAGGGUCGGUUCCUGUGCUGUAUCUCUCAAGUCUAAAGUAAAGUAAAUAUAUGUGCUGUCUAGAAAUUUAAUUUGUUUAAAAGAUUUACAACUUUAAAGGGACAUCAUAAAGGCAGGUGCUGGCCCCUCAUGCCUGCCCAGAAUUUAAUGAAAGCUCAGCUAAUUGUUACCUGAAUGCCACUUCACUGUACUAACUUCAUAAUACUUGAAUCCUUUAUUUAACAACCUGUCUUGAUAUAGUCAGCAAUUGAAACUACACUCCCCAUAUGGAUAGAAAAUCCCAAAGAUAACUAUUCUAUGGGUAAAAGAAAAUGUUUUCUCAUCUAAAUCCUAAAUAGGAUUUUUCAAACCUAACUAGCUGAUCCCAUAUUUAGAGCGACUUCUGGUCCUUGACAACCCAGUCAGGGAAAAUAUCAUCCCUGCAACCAGCUUAUCAAACCCUGUAAGAAUUCCACUAACUUCCAUCCGGCACUUAAAUACACCUGGACCAUUUCCGACAUCUCCCUACCGUUUCUAGACCUCACCAUCUCCAUCGCAGGUGACAGACUACUGACCGACAUCUACUAUUAACCCACUUACUCCCAUGGCUAUCUGGCCUACACUUCAUCCCACCCUGCUUCCUGUAAGGACUCCAUCCCCUACUCCCUCCGUCUAUGCCAGUGGUUCCCAACGUGGGGCGUACGCCCCACAGGGGGGCAAUUUGAUUUUUAAGGGGGGCAAUUGAGCGCGACUGAGGAGGUCUGGGUUUCGAUUUUUAUUUUUUUGGAUUUUCCAUCAGGUAAACAUAUGUAGUUUAUGUUUCAGAUGUUAUUUUGAGUAAAUAAUUUUUUGGGGGUAAAAAAGGUCUUUAUUGUGUAGUUAUUACACAAUCACCGCGCCAUCGCUCUUCAUGCACGUUGCACGAAGCGCACGAGGUCAUGGGAGAACCUUAUUUAUUGAAUUGGAUUUAGAAAUGCGAUUCAAAGAGCUUUUGCUAAGUUACCCUUAUAAUAUCUAUUUCCUCCGUUUCCUCUCAAGGGAAAGCAAGGGGGGGCAUCAGGAUUUUAGAGGUGAUUAGGUGGGGCAUGGCCAAAAAAAGGUUGGGAACCACUGGUCUAUGCUGUAUCUGCACCCAGGAUGAGGUGUUCCAAACCAGGGCAUCAGAGAUGUCCUCAUUCUUUAGGGAACGGGGGUUCCCCUCUUUUACUGUAGAUGAGGCUCACCAGGGUUACUUCUCACCAGGGUCACGUCUAUACCCCGUAACUCUGCUCACUCCUUCCCCGCACUCAUAACAAGGGCAGUCCCCCUUAUCCUCAUAUUCCACCCUACCAGCCGUCUCUGACAUUUUCGCCACCUCCAUCAGGAUCCCACCACUGGCCAAAUCUUCCCAUCUCCUCCCCUUUCGGCUUUCCGCAGAGACCGCUCCCUCCGUAACUCCCUGGUCAAUUCAUCCCUUCCAACCCAAACCACCACCUCUCCUGGCACUUUCCCUUGCAACGGCAGGAAAUGCUACACUUGUCAUUUUACCUCCCCCCUUGACUCCAUCCAAGCAGUCUUUCCAGGUGCGGCAGAGGUUCAUCUGCACCUCCUCCAACCUCAUCUAUUGCAUCUGCUGCUGUACAUCGGUGAGACCAAGCGUAGGCUUGGCAAUCGCUUCGCCCAACACCUCUGAUCGUUUCGCAAUAACCAACCUGAUCUCCCGGUGGCUCAGCACUUCAACUCCCCCUCCCAUUCCGAAUCCGACCUUUCUGUCCUUGGCCAGAGUGAGGCCCACCGUAAAUUGGAGGAGCAGCACCUCAUAUUUCGCAUGGGUAGUUUGCACCCUAGUGGUAUGAACAUUGAUUUCUCCAAUUUCAGG
Molecule: messenger RNA, 3532 nt
Organism: Leucoraja erinaceus (little skate)
Lineage: Eukaryota; Metazoa; Chordata; Chondrichthyes; Rajiformes; Rajidae
Product: carcinoembryonic antigen-related cell adhesion molecule 1-like
Exons: 7
Coding region: 96-1193 (365 amino acids)
Source: RefSeq, a predicted model, not a curated record